AUGUAUAUUUUUGCCGGCUCAUACGAGCGCUUCGUUUUUGGAUUCUCGGCUUCAGCCGAUUGCUCCGAGCCCCAAGAGAUUGUGAAGCGGUAUACUUUUGCGGCGCACAAGAGCGCGGUGAAAUGCCUGGAGGCUGCAGGGCCCUAUGUUGCUUCGGGAGGCGCAGAUGACCUCAUCCACUUGUACGACAUGAAGGCUGAGAGGGAUUUGGGGUUACUCAUGAACCCCUGCGAUGGUGCCGUACCCUGCUUGCAAUUUUACACGCCCCAGGGCCGUACCGCUCCCAGUCACCUGCUCAGCGGCAGUGCGGACGGGGCCAUCAACAUUUGGCGGUGCCGGGGCUGGGACCACCUCAAGGGACCGGACCAUCCGCAUGUGGAAUCUGGCCAAGGGCCGGUGCACGUACACCGCCCCCUUGGCGGCCGAGGCGGAGACGGCAGUGUACGACUGUGGGACGUACGAACAAGUGGAGUGGUGGGCGGCUGGGAGCGAGCUCAUGCCAGCCGUGUGCGGGGUAUGGCACUGCUGCGGCGGGGGGAUGGCUCAGACAAGCUGCCCGCCUCCCUCGCCACCGCGUCCAGUGACGGCACCAUAAAGCUGUGGGACAUAAGGAAGCUCUGCCGGGGAACCGGCCACCGAGCGGGGGAGGGGCAGUUAGAAGAGGCAGAUAAAGCUCAGUUACCUCCAGCCCAGGCGGCCGACCAGGCGGUCAAACAGCCUGCCUGUGGCAACAUCGGCAACAUUCCUCGCCCCAAGCUUGACCCAAAGGACUUUCAAUUUGUUCAAUGCAAAGGCGAGGCGAAAAUAAAGAUGCCCGGUAGCAUCAAUGGACAAUCGUUCAUGAUUGACAAGUGCGAAAAUUGCGACAUCUACAUCCUGGACCACUGCGCUCAGGUCACCAUCGACGAGUGCACGGACUGCCGCAUCUACAUAGGGCCCACCGAUGGCUCCGUGUUCCUGCGGGACUCGUCUAACUGCAACGUGGCUACGGUUUGUAGGCAACUGAGGACUCGGGAUUGCAUGAGCUGCAACAUCGCGUUGUACUGCCGUACAAAACCAAUCGUGGAGUCGUCCAGCGAUGUACGACGGGACGGGCG
Messenger RNA from Volvox carteri f. nagariensis, 1097 nucleotides. RefSeq lists its product as uncharacterized. Gene Ontology annotation, molecular function: protein binding. NCBI's taxonomy places the organism in Eukaryota, Viridiplantae, Chlorophyta, Chlorophyceae, Chlamydomonadales, Volvocaceae. The record is from RefSeq and is a predicted model, not a curated record. The transcript has 13 exons. The annotation marks the transcript as partial.